UCCUAAUUAUUCAAGUUGACAUUUGCAUUUGGCAUUUGUUAGUAUAUUUUUUGUCAUACAAAAUUUUUGUUAUAGGGAUAUUUAGAAAGAAAUAAAGUAUCCACAUAUCUUGCGUCGUGAAAUAUUAUGAGUGAUAUUCCAUACACCAACUACAAACCAGAAGGCGUGACAAUGAAUUCGACUCCAAUUGCUCUGAACAAGGCAGCCAUGCGGAAGUACGAGGACCUGGAGGUCCCGUGCGAGUGCGUCCUGGCCAGCUACGUGUGGGUGGACGGCACCGGGAUAAACCUCAGGUCCAAAGACAGGACGUUCGAUUUUGUCCCAAAGACCAUAAAAGAUCUACCGAUUUGGUACUUCGACGGCAGCAACACUGGGCAAGCCAAUCCGGAUAAUUCAGACACGUUUAUUUUCCCCGAGAAGAUUUACCACGACCCGUUCCGACGAGGCAGCCACAUCAUGGCCCUGGCUGACACCUACACACACAAUUACCAACCGACUCCAUCAAACUUUCGUAAAAACUGCGUGAUGCUCACCGAGAAGGCUGACGUUGAGGAGCCCUGGUUCGGGUUCAACCAGGAGUUCUUCCUGACCACCACGGACGGCCGCCCCCUGGGCUGGCCCGCCGGAGGAUUCCCCGCCCCGCCUGGCCCCUACUAUUGUGCUAUCGGCGCCAAUAAAAUUGUAGCUAGGGACCUGAUGGAAGCCUUUUACAGGUGUUGCCUGUAUGCGGGAAUUAGUUUGAAUGGAAUAAAUCCAGGAACGACGCCCUCUCAAUGGAAUUUCCAGGUAGGACCAAAUCCGGGUAUUCGCGCUGCGGAUGACCUGUGGAUGGCGCGCUACAUAUUGGCGCGACUGGCGGAGGAGUACGGCACCGUCGCCAACUUCGACCCCCAGCCCGUACCCGACUGGCCCGGCAAUGCCACUUUCUGCUACUUCUCCUCAAAAGACAUGAGAGAAGACGACGGGAUUUUGGUUAUUGAACGAGCGAUUGAUAAGCUGGCUCGUCGGCACGGUGCUCACAUCAACGAAUAUGAUGCCAAUAACGGUGCGGACAACGCCAGGCGGCUCACCGGCAAGAAUGGGAUGCCCCAUAUCAGGGACUUCACUGCAGGUGUCGCAAAUAGGAGUUGCUGCGUUAGGAUCCCCAGGCAAGUCUCCGAAGACAAGAAGGGAUACCUAGAGGAUCGACGACCGGCCGCCAAUGCAGACCCCUACAGAGUCAUAUCUAUCGUACUUAGAACUUGCAUAUUCGAUGAAUAAUAUGUUACGAUGGCUUGUGUCAACCGGAGCUCAGAAUAUAAUAGACGUUUUGUAAAUUGAUCAAUUUGUAUAAAGUGUUUAUUCUGCUUCAUUCUUUUUUCUAUAUUAGUCUUAUUGUUGUUGUUAAUUAAACUGGCUCAGCAAUAAUAUUUUUUUCAUAAUACUUAGAUACUAAAGACUAAGCGAAAUACAAAAGUUUGAUUUUUA
Molecule: messenger RNA, 1467 nt
Organism: Plodia interpunctella (Indianmeal moth)
Lineage: Eukaryota; Metazoa; Arthropoda; Insecta; Lepidoptera; Pyralidae
Product: glutamine synthetase 2 cytoplasmic-like
Exons: 9
Coding region: 127-1260 (377 amino acids)
Cellular component (GO): cytoplasm
Molecular function (GO): glutamine synthetase activity
Source: RefSeq, a predicted model, not a curated record